UUACAGGAUGCUAUCUUAAAAUUAAAAAGUGAAACUCAUUGCCGAUAAUUUUUCGCACGCGACUAUGAAGUGUAUUUAAAUUAAGAACUUCCGUUACCAUUGUUGGCACUUCUUGGACAGUGUAUACGCUGGUUGAUGUACUGUGGUUUCAUUUUAAAAUACGGCACGCUUCAUAUACCGGCGAUGUGCGUUUGCAUAUAACAGUUGGAUAAGUUAAUUUUUCAAUUGGAUUCGUUCAAGAACUUAAAGAAAAGAUGGACGGCAGCAACAGAUACUUCGAUGCGACACCGGUAUCCAGUGACAACAUCUGCGCGCAUGAAAAUGUUGUGUUGCAGGAUAUGAUGGGAAUAAGUGUGGUCCUGGCCACUGAAGAAAACAAGGAAGCGGAGUCGAAGAAGAGUUUUGGAGAAAUGAAUGGGCCAGUUGAUCCAGACAAGCUCACUGCCAAGGAAAAAGCUCUGUACUUAUUAAAAAAUAAAGCCUUCCAAAUGUGUCCUGUCGCGUUACUCUUCGGGAUCGCUAACGGUAUAUAUGGGCCGGUAUUCACAGAACUGCAAAAGAAUCGGGUGUGCCAAGUGAUAUUCAAUUAUUCCGCAUCAUUUUGCGCCGACCUUCAAAAUAUAAGCCACGGAAAUGAAGCCAAUCAAGUGCGAACCGUAACAACCGACUACGUUUUCUACAACAACAUUGUAGCCGGUGUACCGGCCAUCGUCUUCGCCUUGUUCAUGGGCGCCUGGUCUGACCACUUUGGGCGGCGCAUUCCCAUGAUGUCGGUAUUCGUGGGAAUGAUCAUGUCCUCGGUCUUUCUUAUCCUCUUUUCUCAUAUUGUGGUACAUCCGGCGGUCCUUCUCGUGGCGACCGCCAAUUCCGCAGUACUCGGUGGGCAAACGGUCUUCGUUAUGGCCACACUGAGUUACGUCGGAGAUCACACUUCAGUAGUAGAGGCGUUUAUUCGUAUACAGGGGUAUUCUUCAAAUGCGGCGAUGUCGGUGAUGUGGACGAAAGAAAAGUAUUUGCGGACUAUCCACGAGGAAGAAUCCAGGCGUCCCUUCCAGGGCACUCUGAUGCCUACGAGCAUCUUCAUUGGAGGCCUUCCACAUGACACAUUAAAGCAGGAUGUAAUCGAUGCUCUCCGUCCGUAUGUGGAGCCGGUAAACGUGAGCAUCUUCCGGAACGUGAUGCCAAAAGAUCGAAAGAAUUCAGUUUAUCUGCGCCAUGCUGUUGUGAAAUUAGCCUCCGAGAAAGAAACCCAGGAUUUGUUGAAAACGACGUCUCGUGUGGAUCUCCUGAUUAACGGAGCUCGUCAUCUGAACAUCGGCCCCGCUUAUAAAAAGCCAUUUAGCGCUGCAUUGAACGUGUCAAAUGAAUCAGCCCGUAUUGAAAAGGCAACGCUCCCCGAAAGGGCCGAAACGCCACGCUCUCACUCCGAGAAGCCGGCAUUCGCUUUGGAGAAAACCAUAAGCAUCGCUCAUUCAAAUUACCCUGCGAAGGGAAAGCCCGAACUGAUUCAGGUAGCCUACGGAACGGAUGGUGUGCCGUACGUGAUGGGACCGAGUCCAGUUGCGGCUAGUUGCUUUUCGUCUCCGCCUGUGCAUGCUUUUCAGAACUACGGCAUGUGGACAGCGGCAUUUCCUAUCCCUCUGAUGUAUGGGCAUGGAGCACCGGUAUACUACGGCGGAUUCUACCAGCCGAUGCCGGGGUAUGCAUAUCAUCCUAAUCCUGGAUAUCCUGGCGCUGGGUAUUAUCCGGGUGUUGGAUCCGGCUACGGUCCUUCGGUGUGUGGCCCGGCUGGGAUGGCCGGUGGAUUGUCUUGUGCCGCGAUGGCUCACGGAUAUGGAUCAGUGCCGUUUGCAGUGCCCGCAGCCGUAUACUAAUGCCUGAGGAGGACUCACUGUAGUUAAAGGAGUUUGUUUGUGCUUUGUACGUUUGUUGAUUCCAAUUGUUAGACGUUUUCUGUAUAUCGUUCUUUGUUCGGUUUCUGUGAGAGCCACGAGUAGUUCUUUUUUGUGUGUUUAGUAAACUUUUUGUUGUUUACUUGGGUACGUGACCGGUUUUGAAAUUUUGAACGUAGUCAUCUGGAGAAAUGCGGUGAAGGCUUCAAGCGUAUUUUUGGUUUCAACUUGCUGUGAACAUGCUUUUUCAGCUGUUGGAUAUAUUUUUGGAAACCUGAAAGUCGGUAAUAAAUUUCUUUGA
Molecule: messenger RNA, 2193 nt
Organism: Paramacrobiotus metropolitanus
Lineage: Eukaryota; Metazoa; Tardigrada; Eutardigrada; Parachela; Macrobiotidae
Exons: 9
Coding region: 255-1874 (539 amino acids)
Biological process (GO): transmembrane transport
Cellular component (GO): membrane
Molecular function (GO): RNA binding; transmembrane transporter activity
Source: RefSeq, a predicted model, not a curated record